CUUUUUUACCAGUGCUACCACACACAUCAAGUUUGACAAUUAAAUCUAAUUCCAGCUGAACGUUUUCCAAAUUAUCUGUAAAAAUAUAGAAAAAUGAGGGCCACGAAUAUUCAAUUCCAAAAGAGUUUGGCUACUCAGCAAUUUAGGCAUCAGCGGCUUUAUAAGAACCUCACUCACAUAUUGGGAAGAUGCGAGGAGUCCCCAAAGAAGACGCAAAGCGAUGAUUCCCUGGCCCGCAUUCACUUCAAAUCCACGACAUUUUUGGAUGCUUCCUCCGCCGAUCUGGUGACCAACGGGUUGGAUAUUCGCCGCCUACCUGCGGGAGGAGCUUGCAGCUGCCGUUCCAUCUCGCGUCGCUCGGUGCCCGCUGGCCUUAAGCACCACCCUUUAUCCAUUAUCUCGGAAUCGACCCAAACCGUUUCCACCCAUGAGAUGGCUACUCAAGCGGAUAUCCAAACGGAUCCCAAUGAGGACAUGCUAGAUUGCCAGCUCAGCCCAGGUGCAUCCACACAAUCUGUGAUAAAUAAGCACGAUGCAGAAACGCAAUCGGUUUCGGUUUCGACGAAAAACCUAAGCAACACCCAAACCCAAACCGAAAUGAUUGUUGUGGAGGAACCUAGAAAAAGUUCUCUUAAAUCGGAAGAUAGUUCUGAAUAUGAAGAGGUAAGGCCUCAAAAAUCUAGUUCUUCAUUGCGAAGAUGUUUCUUCAGACGACCAGUUAUCGUGGUAAAUGGGGCGUCGCUCUUAUCUUAUGAACUUACAACCAAGUUGCAUCAAGGUAAGGCUGAGCAUCAACCACAUCCAUCACUAGUUACCUCGCAAAAAGUAGAUAAGGAGACACAAUAUGAACACCCACGCACAUCAGAAGUAAGUCAAUCGAAUGCUAAUGCCUCAAGACCUUCAGGCUGCUCCAAAAUACUCGAUAGGGUGGAGGAACUAGAAACAAUGUUAAGGAGGCAAGAGCGAUCUCUGAGGGAUCUGCAAGGCUCUGUGAAAUCAUGGAAAGCCCGGGAAAGUAAACCCUCUGAUUGUAAGAUUAUAUUUCAAGCUCAAGCGAGAGACUGCCAAUUGCCCAGAAAACCAGCAACCUGUGAUCAGGCCACACAGAAAAAAGGCGAAGAUGAAUGUGAGUGCAGCAGGAGUCUUUCCAAAGAAUUUAUUCAAAUUUUUAUAAAACCGGAAACCAACGAAUCGAAAAAUACUGGAUGUGAAGUCCAAAAACCCAUUGCCCCGCCUUCCGGCAGGGAUAACAUUGAAAAUUGCACAAAAAAUAUCUCAAAAUCAAGUCUGUCGAAGUGUUGUAAGGAUGAUAAAGGUGGAAAUUCUAGAAAAACUAAUCAAAUGUCAAUUGGCACACAGUGCUUAGAAGAUGCUGAUAAUUUUCUACAACAGUUCAAUCGCGUUUUUGCCAAGUCCAAGAGUGAGGAAACGAUUUGUGGUGAAAACCAUAAAGUCCAAAAGCCCAUUUCUCCUUGCUGUUCUUCCAUUCCUUCUAAACAAAUUUUAAAGAGAGAAAAGUCUAGUCAUUUACUUGAUAAGUUCGUGGUACGGGUGACCAAACCCAAUGACGAGUCCUUAGGCACAAGAAAGGCUUCUUCCACAUCUUGUUUGGUUACAAAAAAGACAUCAAAGCUAGCAGAGACUGACCAAGCUGCGGAAAAGGAAGUCUACAAGUCAGUGAUCGAGCAGUUCAUCAAUCUGUUUUCCAAGUCCAAGACGUGUGAGAAAAAGCAAGCUCACAGCACAGAGUCCGAGAGUUACUCUUUCGACAGAUUGUUGGCGGAACUACUAAAGCUAUUUGGCAAACCCAAGAGCCUCGAAGAAGGUGUUCCAAUGGAGUGCGACAGGCCCAAGAAGGUCACCAUAUCGGAGGGGGGUACGGUUAUGGGAAACGAACAGAAGUCCAAUUGCAGCUGCUCGAGAGUCCAACGCAGUGUUAAAUCCACUGCAACACAAUCUGACCUCAAAAUGUCGGAUAUGAACCUGGAUAUUAGGGAUCCGGAUAAGAGGCCAUGUGAAUUGGACAGGAAAUCUACGCUAAGCGAGCUGUUGGCUUCCAAUCUAUCUCUAAGGAACACCCAGCCAGGGGAUCCAUCACCAUGUGGUUGCCAAUUCUGUGGCGAUGGCCGACAGCCCGUGCUGGAUACCUUUCUUAGCGAGCUAUUCCACCUGAUUGGACCAAGAUCUUUCGCGGAAGUGGUGCUGACCAUACUGCGGAAUGAGGGGAAUGUCUACCACAUCAGCGUCCGUGAGAUGGCGACGGGCAAUGUCCUGGGCUGCAUUCUGGCCAAUGGAACCGCCAUCAACGAAGCCAUUGCCCUGGGAUUGUUCGAGGACAUCCACACAUUCUGCGAGCUGGACAGGCGCAGGGAGCAUGAUCCCAGGGCGUGCCCGCUGGGCUUCGACGCACUCUGUCCUCGGGAGCGAGGCGGUGAGAUUCUGCCCGAUUUCAGAGGCGACACAGAGAGGGCCAUUGAAUUUUCCACCCGAGUAUUGGGCGUUCCCGCUGGCCAAGCCGGACGCUUCUUCUCCCUGACCAACGCCCUUAAAUUGUCAAGGAAAUCACCCUUUCAUAGAUUUGAUUACUCGAAACUACUCCUCCGUCACGAUGAUCUCGUGAAAAGAGGUCGUUUUGGUCGAGGAGCCGUCACGGGUCAACUAGUUUUCUUGGCUAGCGAAGAUCAUUUACCAGUUAAGGAUCGCAGAGAACCGGGCCAGACAUCCAGCUUGUUCCUUCGCAUAGUUUCUGGCCAGGAUAAUGACGUCCAGGAAGAUGAAUCUAAGGUUGUUGAGUACCAAAACACUAGCCUGUGAAAACUAAAAGUUUUUACAUUUAUCAAAAAAGCUAGACUGACAAAGUAAUCCUCUUUUAAAAUUAAAAAAAUUAUUUUCAUAUGUAACUUUUUAUGUCACUUUCUAAAAUAUAUAUUUGGUUUUUAUUAGCAACA
This is a messenger RNA of Drosophila biarmipes, 2948 nucleotides long. RefSeq lists its product as uncharacterized. Lineage: Eukaryota; Metazoa; Arthropoda; Insecta; Diptera; Drosophilidae. The transcript is spliced from 3 exons. The coding region runs from base 94 to 2814 and encodes 906 amino acids. The record is from RefSeq and is a predicted model, not a curated record.